This is a messenger RNA of Apis laboriosa (Himalayan honeybee), 963 nucleotides long. Its product is annotated as transcription factor sox-3-like. NCBI's taxonomy places the organism in Eukaryota, Metazoa, Arthropoda, Insecta, Hymenoptera, Apidae. Gene Ontology annotation, biological process: cell differentiation; regulation of DNA-templated transcription; anatomical structure morphogenesis. Bases 1 to 963 code for a protein of 320 amino acids. Gene Ontology annotation, molecular function: DNA-binding transcription factor activity, RNA polymerase II-specific; RNA polymerase II cis-regulatory region sequence-specific DNA binding. The transcript has a single exon. The record is from RefSeq and is a predicted model, not a curated record.
AUGUUGAACUCUCAUCAGCAACAUCCCGGUUAUGGAUUCCUCUCCGGUAUGGAUCUGCACACGGUCCACCACGUGGGCCAGGACAUGAACGUGGCCAAUCAACCGUUAGCAGCGUCCCAGGAGCAACACAUCAAGCGGCCGAUGAACGCGUUUAUGGUGUGGUCGAGGAUACAGCGGAAGAAGAUAGCCCUGGAAAAUCCUAAAAUGCACAACUCCGAGAUAUCGAAGCGGCUGGGCGCCGAGUGGAAGCUUUUGUCCGACACGGAGAAGAGACCGUUCAUCGACGAGGCGAAACGUCUCCGCGCGAUGCACAUGAAGGAGCACCCGGACUACAAGUACCGUCCACGAAGGAAGCCGAAGGUGCCCGUUUCGGUGGUUCCAGGAGCGAAGACCACUUCCAUGAGCCCGGCUGGCUUCCCCAGUUUCCCUCUGCCGCCAUAUUUCGCCGCACCUGCCGCCCCGGUGUCUCAUCAUCAUCAUCACCCUCACCCCCUCGAUUAUCCACCUCUGCCGUCGUACUUUGGCUCCGCCUUCGAUGCCGUCCACCUGAGCAAGCUGGUGGCUGGUGGCGGUGGAACGGGGUCCUCCGCGUCGGGCAGCGCGGCCGCCGCGGCGGCAGCGGACGCGGCCAACAACAACGCCGCUUCCGCCGCUGCCGUCGUGAACAGCUUCUACUCGGGCUUCUACUCGACGCCGACCACACCAGGCAAAGCGUACCCGUCAACGGCCUCCCAUCUCGGCCCGCUCUUCCCCCCUGGACACCACACCAUGGCCGCCAACGCGCCUCAUCCACCCCUCAUGUUCUCGUCGUCGACGACCGGGUCGGGCAGCGGCGUGACGACCACCAGCAGCCCGGCAAGCAGCCCGAGAUCCACUCCAUCGUCCCAACAAGUAUCCACGGCAACGUCAUCGACCACGCUGGAUCUCGAGCAACUGCGUCGGCCAGUCUCCGUAAUAUUCUAG